AGAGAGAGCGAGCUGCGCGCGCCCUACCCGGCAGAGUGCGUCCCGCUCCAACACACAUCCCGGCACGCUCGCGCGCCGGAGUCACUCCGCUCCCACAGAUCAGACCCGCUUCCCUCCCGAGGCUCCUGAAUAUUGCAGAUGAGCAGUCUGACGGGCGCCGGCAGACCUCCAGUACCUGUGCGCCUCCAGCGCGCGUCCGAGAAACUCCGCCGGGCUUCGCUCUGAUUGUUUUCCUCCGCAGAUUCUCACGCGCUCCUCUUGGAUUACGGAGGGAAGGAAAGGAAAGGAGCGUGGGCGCGUAACUCCCGAAAUCAUGGAAUUAUGGAUAAAGUUGAUGCUGCUGUACAGCUGCUGUUUUGGAGCAAACGCAGACUUCGAUGGAAGGUGGCCGCGGCAGAUGGCCUCGUCCAGCGGCCUGUGUCGAUACGGGGCCAGGGUGGACUGCUGCUGGGGAUGGAUGCGCCGCUCCUGGGGUCACUGCCAGCCUCUCUUCGCCUUAACUCACAGAGUAGUCGGGAUAAGGUGCCAGCCCCAAGCUGUGUGCCAGCCGGGCUGUAAGCACGGAGACUGCGUGGGACCGAAUAAGUGCAAAUGCCAUCCCGGAUUCACCGGCAAGACCUGCAAUCAAGAAGAAGCGCUGGACUAUUUAACCCCGCCACUUUGGACCAGUCACCUUCCUCUCUUUCUUCCUGCGGACCAUCAGCGGGCGGGAGUAGUGAUGGAGGACCUCAAUGAGUGCGGCCUGAAGCCGAGGCCAUGUAAACACAGGUGCAUGAACACGUACGGGAGCUACAAGUGUUACUGCCUCAACGGGUACAUGCUGAUGCCUGAUGGGACCUGUGGAAAUGCCCGCACUUGUGGUAUGGCCAACUGCCAGUACGGCUGCGAGGUGCUGAAAGGAGAGGUCCGAUGUCAGUGUCCGUCGCCGGGGCUUCAGCUGGCUCCAGAUGGAAGAACCUGUGUGGAUGUGGAUGAGUGUGCGGCGGGAAUAGCAGUGUGUCCCAGGUUCAGGAAAUGCAUCAACACAUUCGGUAGCUACAUCUGCAAGUGCCAUGAAGGAUUCGACCUGCAGUACAUCAAUGGAAAAUACCAGUGCAUAGAUGUGGAUGAGUGCUCUUCAGGUCGGAGCCACUGCGGCGGCUUCGCCACCUGCUACAACACGCCGGGCUCGUACAAGUGCAAAUGCAAAGACGGCUACAGGGGGAUGGGCCACGACUGUAAACCCAUUCCUAAAGCGGCUCUUGACCCUGCCAAGCCAGGCCAGCUGCCUCCGAAUCAUCACAACUACAUCCCAGACUUCGAUCAGAGGAGAACCACCACCCAGCGGACGCCCGUGACCCCGAAGAGGAUCUUCCCCGUCUUCCCUAAAUAUCCGAUAACCACCACCGCCACAACCACCACCUCCACCACAACUACGACCAGAGCGCCCGAGCCACCGAGGAGGAUCACUCCUCUGCCGCGCAAGCCGUCCGUCCCCUCCAGAAAGCCGUCCAUCCCCACCAGGAAGCCAUCGAUACCCUCCAGGAAGCCGUCCAUCCCCACACGCAAGCCCUACAUCACACCAAAACCAGCUGCUCCCACCAGACCGCCGCCGCCGCCGCCGCCGGUCACUCCAGUGGACAACACCAUCCAGAAGGAGGUCACCAAACACCGAGGAGACGUCCACAUCCAUCGGAAUCACGACGACAAGCCCAUCUUCGACAACUUUGACAUUGAGCUCGGCAACACGGCGGACGAGGCCAAAGACGACCCAGACUCGGGAUAUCUGAGCUGUUCCUUUGACGACGGUCUUUGUGGUUGGAUCCGGGACAAAGACGGAGACCUGCACUGGGAGACAACACCCGAUCCGUCAGGUGGGCGGUACCUCACGAUUCCUGAAGCGGGGAACAAGAGGACGGGGCGGGGAGCCCGGCUCGUCCUCCCGCUCACCCCUCCCUGGAACGACGGCAACCUCUGCCUGUCGUUCCGGCACAAGCUGGCGGGCCACCAUGUGGGGAUGCUCCAAGUGUUCGUCAAGAAGGGGAAGCAGUACAGCCCGGCGGUGUGGGGCCGAACGGGGGGAAACGGAUGGAGGCACACCCAGAUCACGCUCUGGGGCACGGGCCUGGAAAGUGUGAUCCUGAAGGGGGAGCGCGGGCGGGGCAGAGUCGGCGAGAUGGCCGUGGACGAUAUUACCCUGAGGAAAGGCUCCUGCACGGAGGAGCACAAUCUGAGGAGACUCUGACCGACUGACAGGACAGGACAGGGGCAGACAGAAAGAAAACAUGAGGGGAAAUCAUCUAAAAGAGAAGUGACUCUGUUGUGACUCCCCCCCCCCCCCCCCCCCCCCCUCCCCCGACUCUGUCUGGACUCCCACUUUUCCCUCCCUCCAACACCCCCCCUCGCCAUUCUGUGAACAAUAUCCGAGAAAAUAGUGUGUGAAGAACAAUGGGUUCCACUUUCUCUAUUUCUAUACUGUCCAUGAAAAAGGCCUGAUCCCAGCGGCGCGGCGCGGCCUCCUCAGCCUCGCUCUCACUCCAUCACCUUGUUACUCUGAAACCUGCAUGUACCCACUUACUAUGGAAAUGUCCUCCUCCCGACGCGCCGCCCUGGCAGCCUUCCAGCCACACGUCCGAAAAGGCCCGCCUUCACUCCAUUUCUCCACGGAGAGAGAGGAUUGUUUCUUCAUAUAGGAGUCUGCUUUUGCUUUGCUUUGAUCCCAGCAGUCAUUGCUUUUCGUUUGCUCGCUGGUAAAGCACGUGGCCGGAGGAGUGUGUUGUUACUGUUUUAAUCAACACAGCAGCAGAGGCGGUGUGUUUUUUGCCUGAAGGUCCAAAAUAAAAAUGUCUGUGGGACAAAUAGCAUUUGUCAUAGAUUCUAUCUAUUUGCCAUAAAUGAUACUGAUCAGUUUUAAUCCGUUUAAAUCCAAAGCAUAAAACCAAAUUGUGAACCAUUUGUUUUCCUGAUUCUUUGUGUGUUUGUUUGUUUUUUGGUGUGUUCAUGUGUAACUGGGAAGACGGAAAGUUUUAAUUAUUUUAUGAACAUCCCACUGAGAAAGUGGAGAGAUUUCAGUGAAUGCUGAGAAACUAAUCUGCCUUUAGAUCAUAUGUUCGCUUCAUAUAUGUGAGGAAGCGGGGCUGUCCAGUCCCGCUCUCCUGUUUCUUCACGCUGAACUCUGAUAAAUGCGCCACGUCGCUCUCCUGAAAGCUUGACGUCACUCCACUGGACCAGGAUUUGACAGCCUUGAUCGAUCUAUAAUAUCGUCUUUACUUCAUUUAGAUGAUGAAAAUGUUGCUCAUUCAUCUGCAGAUUUUCACUUCUUGACUGUUGUUUUUGUCACAAGCUCACUUUAGAACCAUAAGUUUCCCCCGCAGUAGCUUUCUGAUUUCCCAGCUCUCUGGACACACAAGAUAGAUUUCUUUCUUUUUCCUUUUUUUUUAACAAUGAUUUCUUUCAAAAUAGUUUUGAUUAAAACACCAGGUUGAUUUUUGGUCUCACAGUGUUUCAGAGAAUUGCUUGUUCGCACAGAUUUCAAAUAUUUUAUCAGCUUUUCUAUCAUGACCCAUGUUUUAUAGCCUCCUUUAAAUGGUAAAACUUCCUAUAUUUUUUCCGGUACUUGAACUGUAUUAAACAUAAUUUUUGACUCUUACAAAUCAGUUUCUAUUAUACAGGGUGUGCUUUGUUAUAUUAAGUGCAGUUUGUUAUAAAGACAUGAAUACCAACCCGUUUUUUUAGGCUUUUGCUGAUUGUGUUAUUGUAAAUGUAGUUGUGUGUACAUACUCUAUACAGUCCCAUUUUUUUUGUGUUGUUUAAAUGUCAUGUAAAUUCAUACAUAAAUAUUGAUUGGAUUUCAGAUGGUCAGUAUUCAAUCUUUCAAUUAAAGGACAUGUACACAGUUGAAAAAAAAACCCUGUGUUUAAAGUGUGCAAAAUGUGUGUGUUCAUGUGGUAAAAUGCUCUGUCUUUAGCUUGCAACACAGAGUUGCACAUUGUAUACGCUGUACUGAUGAAGGGCAUUGGCUGGAUUUUCCGAGGUUUUCUGUAUGCAUGGUUGCAAAUCCCAAAUUUCACAUUUAUCCAGACCAGUAUGUAAAUAAAACACUUUUGAUUGUU
Salarias fasciatus (jewelled blenny) is the source of this 4091-nucleotide messenger RNA. It is a transcript of the gene npnta, whose product is annotated as nephronectin a. Lineage: Eukaryota; Metazoa; Chordata; Actinopteri; Blenniiformes; Blenniidae. The transcript is spliced from 14 exons. Bases 314 to 2224 code for a protein of 636 amino acids. Gene Ontology annotation, molecular function: calcium ion binding. The record is from RefSeq and is a predicted model, not a curated record. Gene Ontology annotation, cellular component: membrane.